CAUUAAACUCCCAAGAAGUGCAGGACUGAGACCAGUACUAAAACCAGCCUCCCGGACACACAACAUAAAAGCCCCUGAGAACCAAUAGACCAUAAACAGCCUUUGAGAGACAUUGAGAACACCGAAAAGUAACCUACCCGCUGACCAUCAAUAUGCAGAUGGUUUCUUCAUCAGAACAGUUUCCAGCGGUGCUUGUCUCUGACGAGUCCUACUACAGGAACCAACACGUAUCUUCGGGGGGCCCACAGGCCUCGUAUACUGCCUACUCAACCACUACACCAAGUGUAACUUCGGAGAAUAUGAUGGGCUACCAAAGCCAGCCACUACCCCCUACCCCGGUCCAGGGAAACGCCCGUUACGUCGCAGGCGGCCAUACCAUACCAGACGUGAACAUCGGGUUAUCUAGCACCCCCUCGUUCAGCCCCCCCGCCGUGGACCCCUUCGACUAUUCGUACUACCAAGCCGUGCCAGCGGGAUCCCGGUCCCUCGACACCGGAGAGCCCUACCACCACGGGUACAGCACCCAGGGGGGCUACGGGGCCGUAGCCAUGACCAGCCCACCCCCCUCCAGCAGCAGCAAAAAACAAAAACACGCAUCAUCGCGAUCCACCACCACCAACAGCAACAGCAACAACCACAACAAGCGGUCCAAGAGCGCACAGCAGGUCUUCUCGCCGGGCAGCACCACAUCCUCCACCUCGAACCACCACCACCACCACAGCAACAAGUCCAGCCGGCUCCGCAGCGCCUCGCGCACCAGCAAGAACACGCACCACAACCCGCCGUCGACGGCGGAGGAGCAGAAGAGCCGCGACACGCACAACCAGGUCGAGAAGCAGUACCGCAACCGGCUGAACGCGCACUUCGAGAGCCUGCUCGACGCGCUGCCCGAGAACAUGCAGGCGGGCGAGGUGUGCGACGAAAACCCCAACCCCAACCCCAACGGCGACGGGGAGGGGCUGAUGGACUUGUCGGACCGCCGCGUCAGCAAGGCCGAGGUGCUCGACAUGGCGCGCCGGCACAUACAGGCGCUGGAGAGGGAGUGCGCGGCGCUCGAGGGGGAGAGGGACGAGCUGAGGAGUAAUGUUGCGAGGCUGAGGUGGCUGUUUGGGAGGUAUGAGGGCGCGGAGGGGUGGGCAGGGGAGCAGAUGGGGCAGGGGCAGAUGGGGGGGUUCCCGGAUCCCGGGGGGGUGGCAUGA
This is a messenger RNA of Hypoxylon fragiforme, 1199 nucleotides long. RefSeq lists its product as uncharacterized. The record is from RefSeq and is a predicted model, not a curated record. Bases 153 to 1199 code for a protein of 348 amino acids. NCBI's taxonomy places the organism in Eukaryota, Fungi, Ascomycota, Sordariomycetes, Xylariales, Hypoxylaceae. Gene Ontology annotation, molecular function: protein dimerization activity. The transcript has a single exon.